This is a messenger RNA of Purpureocillium lilacinum, 1878 nucleotides long. RefSeq lists its product as uncharacterized. Gene Ontology annotation, molecular function: hydrolase activity, acting on ester bonds. The record is from RefSeq and is a predicted model, not a curated record. NCBI's taxonomy places the organism in Eukaryota, Fungi, Ascomycota, Sordariomycetes, Hypocreales, Ophiocordycipitaceae.
AUGGCCCCCGUUCGAUCCCCCACGCCGAUAGCGGCAGCUGCUUGCCUCCUCGCCAGCGUCGCAAGCGCCGGCUCCCUGAAGGACAUUGACCAUGUCGUUCUCUUCAUGCAGGAAAACCGCGCCUUUGAUCACUACUUUGGCUCCAUGGCUGGUGUCCGAGGCUUCAAAGAUGCCAACCUGCAAAUGAACGGAAAUGUCCCUGUCUGGAAGCAAAAGACCAGUCCGGCGUUGACCACCGAAACCGACUACGUCAACCCUUGGUACCUCAACUAUCUCGGAGGGAGCUGGCCUGAGGCGACGCAAUGUAUGUCUGCCGGCAGCAACGGCUGGUACGAGAACCACGCCGCCUGGAACUUUGGCUCGAAUGACCACUGGGCCAUGAACAACACGCCCUGGAGCAUCGGCUUCUACAAGAAGCAGGACAUCCCUACGCAGUGGGCCUUGGCUGAGAACUGGGUCAUCGGAGACAUGUAUCAGGAGUCUGUUGUCGCCUCCACCAACCCGAACCGUGUGUCCUGGAUUUCCGGUUCCAUCAAUGCUCCAGGCUCGCCGCAGAAGCCAGACGAAGGAGGCAACCCCUAUAUCGACAACAAUGAGACCCCUGGCUGUGAGCGGGGAGGCAUUAACUGCUAUCCUCUCAAGUGGAAGACCGCUGCUGAGUACUAUGAGGAUGCCGGCGUGUCGUGGCAGGUCUUCCAGGACGCCGAUAACUUCGACGACAACCCGUUCGCGUGGUUUAAGCAGUUCCAAGACGCCCCGAAAGGCUCGUCCCUAUACACGAGAGGCAUGCAAGGGCUGCCACUAAACACGUUUUAUGAGCAAGCCGCCAGUGGCACCCUUCCGGAGGUGUCUUAUAUCGUCGGCCCGAUGCAGCUGUCAGAGCAUACGCCGUACUCGCCUCAUGACGGCGCCUGGCUGCAGGACAAAAUCGCCCGUGCUGUUCUCGACUCUCCCAAGUAUAACAAGACUGUGCUGAUGAUCUCCUACGACGAGACGGGUGGUUGGUGGGAUCACCUCGACCCGUAUCGGUCUCCGGACGGGACGCCCGGCGAAUGGAUUGACGACCCUUGGGGACAGGUUGGACACACCUUCAUCGGCCCGGGCUUCCGUCUCCCGUUCUACAUCAUUUCGCCCUGGACUAGGAACGGCGGCGUGUAUACGGAGCACAUCGACCACAACUCCCAGAUUAUGUUCAUCGAAAAGUGGCAGGCAGCCAAGGGCCGGAACGUCACUACGGACGAGAUGGUGCACUGGCGGCGGGAGCACAUGGCCGACCUCGUUGGCGCCUUCGACUUUGCCAACCCCGACUACUCCAUCCCGAACCUGCCCUUUGCCCCCGAGCCUCAUCGCAAUGCCAACGGCGACUACGACGGAUCGUCCUACUGCCAGUCCAGGAACCCCAAGACGCGCCCGCCCGUGCCCUACACUGGCGACGGCGUGAUCAAGGAUAUCGCCAGCGUCGUUGAGCCUGGCUUCAAGUCCGUGCGCGGCAAGAUCACGGAAGGGCGCUACCUGGUGUUCGAGAUGGACGGAUACGCGUUGACCAACCCGGGCCGCUGCCGCCCUGACGGCGGUGCGACCGUCACCAAGGUCUCCAAGGGCCACGCGCGCGACCUGCAGCGGUGGAUCGUGCAUGCCGUGCAGAUCGGUGGCGACGACUUUACCCUUGAGAGCGCCGUCGAUAACCGGUUCAUCUGUGCCGGUGGAAAGAUGUGCAAGGACAAGCAGGAUGCCAUCGUGUUCACCCUCGGCUUCGAGCCGAGCAAGGGUCACACCAUCAAGUCCAAGGCGUCGUCCAAGUACGUGUCGGUUGCAGACAAGAAGUUGACGCUCGAGGGGUCUCUGAGCCACUGGGCGACGUUCAGCGUCAGCUACUAG